GUGUUCAUAGCAAUAAAAAAAAUUGUUAAAAAAAAUGGCGACGAUCAAAAAAAAAUUAGACCCCUCAGCGGGAAAAAAACGUGAAAAAGCGUGAAAAAACGCAUUUUAAAUUCUAUAUCUCAUUAUACCGAUACAAUUUUUAUAGUGCUCAUCAAUAAUAUUAAUUAACACUAUAUUUUCUACUCAUAUAAAAAAUUUGAUUAAGAUUAAGCUACAUUUAGACAUCUCAGAAGUUAUUUUUGUGAACUGCGCAACCCUGGUUAUGUAUAUUUCUUCCUAUCUGACAGUUUAAUCCGGCAUUACUAGUUUUGCUUUUACUGUGUUUUACUCUUGUGCGAAUUAAUUGAACUGUGUGGCGUGAAACUAAUAUAACUACAAAAAUGGUGAAAGCAGUUCGUGUAAAUAGAAAUAAAGAAGACUGGCUACUUGGUAAAGCGUGCGAUAAAAGUUUAGCUAUUGGCUCACGACUUCCAUUGCAACUGAAAGUCAUGCGUAGGUUUCUUUCUUUAAGGCUGUUGGAUGUUAACAAGCCGACUAAACAAAUAUUCAGAGUGAUUCUUGAUGAGCUUAAAGAAAUCUGGGGAAGAGCAGCCAUUCCCAUCAAAGUUGACAGAAACUGUUUACGACAACUCCUCAAAAUCCACCAAGAUUGGUUUGCCAUUACCAAAAUUAAGAUUGAUUCAAGACAGACUGUUAAUUCAAAGAAGCAUAUUGCAAAUUUUAAGACACGAAUGAAUACUUUGUGCGAUCUGACACCAAGUGAUGUAGAAAACAAACUGAAGGCAUCAAGAAAAACGUACUGGAAAGAAGAUUUUAUGUUCUUAAUAGGACAAAGAGAGUAUCCACAGCGUGGUCGUAUGGCCAAUGUUGACCGAAACGAAGCUCAAAGAGCAAAUAUUCAAUCACUGAGAAGUUCACGAACAAAUACACCUUCGUUGCCCGCAUCAAAUGAAACAUACGAUGAAUCAAUAUCUGUCGGCAGCAAUGAAUCAGAGGACUUAUCGCAGUUUUCCAGUGAUGAAGAAUAUUAUGAACCUCGCAGAACCCCACGUCCAUCUUCGGUAAUAUUAGAAAUCCCUGCCAAAAAUCUUACCAAAGCAACAGGCCAGGUAGCAGAUAGCAGAGAUCUUAGUUUACGUGACCAUUUGACGAUCCAAUCUGCUUUGGUUGCUGCUGGAGGUGGCAAUAUCAAUGAUCUUUCGAUGUCCCUCACCACAGUUCACCGACAAAGACAGCAGUUAAGGAAAGAAAUAUCGGAUGGUAUCAAAGAAAGUUUUAUUCCACCAUCGUCCAUUCUAAUCCACUGGGACUCUAAGCUCAUCAAAUAUCUAACUGGAAAAGUAGACGAUCGCGUUGCGAUCCUAAUAAGUGGAAAACCUGAUCUUGAAAACCCUAAAUUACUGGGCAUUCCAGUGAUAGCGAAUUCUACUGGGGAAGCUCAACACAACGCCGUCAUUGAUUUACUUAGAGAGUGGAAGGUUUUUGACAAAGUUGUUGGUUUGGUGUUUGACACUACGGCCAGUAACACCGGUCGCUUGAAGGGAAGUGCCACUAGUAUUGAAAAAACACUUGGUCGAGCAGUAUUAUGGUUUGCAUGUAGACAUCACGUUUACGAAAUACAUGUCAAACAUGUAUCUGAUUCGGUAAUGGGAAAGCGAAACAGCCCAUCAGAAGCGCUGUUCGUCCGGUUUCAAAAGGAUUGGAAAGACUUUGAUCAAGAACAAAGUAAUCUGGUGCUCUUUGAUUGGGAGGUAAAUGAUGAUCUGAUAAACGUUGGGCAUCAAGUACUUGAAUGGGCAACGGGAUGUCUUGCGUCCAAAACAUUUCCUCGCGAGGACUAUCGUGAAUUAGUUCAACUUACAGUUUUAUUUUUGGGCGGAACUGUCCCUGACUUUCGAUUCAGAAAACCAGGUUCGCUACUUUCAUUAUUUCAACGGAAACGGUCUAAUCCAUCAUAUUCUUUACUUGUAUUCUGA
Daphnia magna is the source of this 1976-nucleotide messenger RNA. RefSeq lists its product as uncharacterized. The record is from RefSeq and is a predicted model, not a curated record. The coding region runs from base 381 to 1976 and encodes 531 amino acids. The transcript is spliced from 3 exons. NCBI's taxonomy places the organism in Eukaryota, Metazoa, Arthropoda, Branchiopoda, Diplostraca, Daphniidae.